This is a messenger RNA of Microthlaspi erraticum, 1371 nucleotides long. The record is from the annotation of a GenBank genome assembly. NCBI's taxonomy places the organism in Eukaryota, Viridiplantae, Streptophyta, Magnoliopsida, Brassicales, Brassicaceae.
AUGGAUUGCUCUCUUCUUCUACUCUCUCUCUUACUCACAAUCUCUUCAUGCUUUGCCUCUACUUACGUGGAAGAACAAAAGAGAGACAGGAUCAUCGAGUUACCUGGACAACCCAGUAAUGUCGAUUUCAGACAGUACUCAGGUUACAUCACUGUGAAUGAAGAACGUGGAAGAGCUCUGUUCUACUGGUUGGUCGAGUCUCCAACGGACCGUGACCCAAAGUCUAGACCUUUGGUUCUGUGGCUCAAUGGUGGCCCAGGUUGUUCCUCUGUUGCUUAUGGUGCUGCUGAAGAAAUUGGACCUUUCCGUGUUGGUUCUGAUGGGAAAACUCUUUAUCCCAAACUCUAUGCUUGGAACAAAUUGGCGAACUUGCUUUUCUUGGAGUCUCCAGCUGGAGUUGGUUUCUCUUACACAAACACAACUUCGGAUCUUUACACAACCGGUGAUCAGAGAACUGCUGAAGAUUCAUAUAGGUUUCUUGUGAACUGGUUCGAGAGGUUUCCACAAUACAAACAUAGAGAUUUCUACAUUGUUGGAGAAAGCUAUGCAGGUCAUUUUGUUCCUCAACUGUCUAAACUUGUCCAUGAAAGAAACAAGGGAUUCAAGAACCCGGCUUUAAACCUCAAAGGUUUCAUGGUGGGAAAUGCUGUUACAGAUGACUAUCAUGAUUACAUAGGAACAUUCGAGUAUUGGUGGAAUCACGGUCUCAUAUCAGAUUCCACUUAUCACCAACUAAAGACAGCUUGCUACUCAGUAUCAUCUCUGCAUCCUUCACUGCAGUGUGUGGAAGCUUUGAGAAGUGCCGAAUUAGAGCAAGGAAACAUCGAUCCGUAUAGCAUUUUCACCAAACCCUGCAACAACACUGUGCAACUUAAGAGCUUCUUAAAGGGUCGCUACCCAUGGAUGUCAAGAGCAUAUGAUCCAUGUACAGAGAGGUAUUCUAAUGUUUACUUUAACCGCGUGGAUGUUCAGAAGGCUCUACACGCAAAUGUCACUCGCUUAACUUACCCUUGGAAAUCAUGCAGUGACAUUGUAGGAAGCUAUUGGACAGAUUCCCCUGUUUCUAUGCUACCAAUAUACAGAGAACUGAUUGCUGCAGGUCUCAAAAUAUGGGUCUUCAGUGGAGAUACAGAUGCGGUGGUUCCUGUAACCGCAACUCGAUACUCUAUAGAUGCACUGAAGCUGGCCACUGUCACGAACUGGUACCCAUGGUAUGAUCAUGGCAAGGUAGGAGGGUGGAGUCAAGUGUACAAAGGGCUUACAUUAGUGACAGUAGUAGGAGCUGGUCAUGAAGUGCCUCUACACCGUCCCCGUCAAGCCUUUAUUCUUUUCAGAUCCUUCUUAGAGAACAAACCGAUGCCAAUGGCCUGA